Molecule: messenger RNA, 213 nt
Organism: Physella acuta
Lineage: Eukaryota; Metazoa; Mollusca; Gastropoda; Physidae
Product: G-box-binding factor-like
Source: RefSeq, a predicted model, not a curated record
AUGCAAGCUAGACAACCCAGACACCAGGUAAGACAGACCAGACAUCAGGUAAGACAGUCCAGACAUCAGGCAAGACAGUCCAGACAUCAGGUAAGACAGUCAAGACAUCAUGUAAGACAGUCCAGACAUCAGACCAGACAUCAGGUAAGACAGAGCAGACAUCAGAUAAGACAGUCAAGACAAAGACAUUCCAGACAUCAGUUAAGAGAGUGA